Messenger RNA from Astyanax mexicanus (Mexican tetra), 950 nucleotides. RefSeq names its product C2 calcium-dependent domain-containing protein 4C-like. The coding region runs from base 1 to 717 and encodes 238 amino acids. The transcript has 2 exons. Lineage: Eukaryota; Metazoa; Chordata; Actinopteri; Characiformes; Acestrorhamphidae. The record is from RefSeq and is a predicted model, not a curated record.
AUGCCCGGACUGAGCAUCUGCAGACCCGCAGUUCUGGUGGCUCCCUGCGCGGGGAGUUCAGCAGCUGCUAAACGAGAGAAGUCCCUCCAGGCUCCUCCAGGUCUCCAGGACGCCCAGCCGGUCGCUUCGCGGCACGUUUCACUGCGGGAGAUGGUGCUGACUCCAGCCCGCGUGCCUCCCUUCACCAUCCCGCCGCUGUGCGCGGUGACUCGGCCCGGGCGCUGCUCUGCGGGGGGCGGCUCUCGGCGCAACACGCUGCCGGCCUCAGCUCACUCUCUCCGGUAUAACAGCCGCUGCUGCUGCCCGUUCUCAGCGCUCAGCCUCACGGACCUGGAGCCUCACUCAUGCGCUCUGUCAGACCCGGGCACCAGAGCCGCGAUGUCUCUGCCCCACCUGGCCAAAAUCACCACUCCGUACGGCUUCAUCACCCUGGGGGAGAGCCCCUGCGUCCGCCGCCGAGAGUCGCUGUUCUUCCAGGAGAGCCAGACACAGCCUGGAGCUUCACAGCAGCAGCAGCAGUGUGUGAAAUCUAAGAGUGAGUCUUCCUUGCAGUCCUGCAGUGUAGCAGCAUGCUGUAUUUCAUCUCUCCAACAAGAAAAUUACCUCUCUACUUCACGUGACUGUUCAAAGCCUCACAAGUGCACACACCGUUCCAGCAGUUUUUCAACGAGGAAAGAAAAACUGAAGUAUUUCCUGAAGAACCGCUUCAAAGCAUAAGAGCCAAUUCACUUCCAGAAACUUCCCUGAAAUGACAUUCACACUAAAGAAGUCCCCCUGAUAAUUACAGAGAUAUACUCCAUCAAGAAGAAAAAGGCCCUUGAAAAAGCAGAAUGAGCUGAUAGUGAGUGGAAAAUUAAAUGAUGAGACUUGGAGUGAAGGUUAACCAGUUCAUGUAUCAAAAUACACAUUGAAUUACUGUUGGUUGUGAUAUGUUAUUAUAAGGAGGCACC